Linum tenue is the source of this 543-nucleotide messenger RNA. Lineage: Eukaryota; Viridiplantae; Streptophyta; Magnoliopsida; Malpighiales; Linaceae. The record is from the annotation of a GenBank genome assembly.
AUCCACGACAGUAGUUUGGUAGUGACAGCAGUUGAUUCUCGGAGCAAGGCACUGGAGUUUCUUGGCCUGCACAACAACAACAACCACCACAGUAGUGACCCUGCUUCUGCUGCCAACGAUGACAUUAGUUUUAUGCCUGGAAUUAGUUUUAUCAUUACUGAUUACUGUAUGCCUGGAAUGAGCGGCUAUGAGCUCGUUAGAAGAAUCAAGGAAUCCGAGUCUUUCAAGGACAUUCCAGUUGUGAUCAUGUCUUCAGAGAAUGUACCCUCCAUAAUCAACAGGUGCCUAGCUAGAAGAAGGAGCUCAAGAGUUCUUCCUCAAGCCGGUUCAAUUUCUCAGAUGUCAACAAGCUCAAAUCUCACCUUUUGCGAUCAUCAUCAUCCAAUAGCAGCAAUAAUGAUGGAGAUUAUGAUGAGAUUAACAAUGGCAACCCUGUUUAUAUGUAUUAAUUGUUGCUUUAGGCUUGGGAUGAUGAUGAUUUUGAACGUAUUUGUUGGUGAUAAGUAUAGUGAGAUGAUAAUACAUUACCACAAAUCUGGUUAA